CAAAAUAAUAGGAAAUGGAGAGUUCUAGUGAUUUGUUUCUUGGAAAUUCGGAAGAAGAAAAUGCUCUGAAUGUUGCGCUGAUGAGAAAUAAUAUUCGAGAUCAUUCCAAUCCAUUGGAACUUCCAAACAAAAAAUUUAUAAGUUAUUUUAGACUCAACAAAGACGCAUUUGUUUAUGUGCUAAAUGAAAUCAAAGAUCAUUUGAAACAACCACAGCGUUCCUCCGCAAUCCCACCAAUUCUCAAACUCUGCACUGCCCUACGUUUCAUGGCAGAAGGAAGUUACCAAAAGUGCAGUGGUAAUGAUUUUAAUUUAGGCCUUGCUCAGCCAAUAGUUUCGGUAGUGGUAAAAAAAGUGCUAGACGUAGUAGAAGAACGUAUCUGUCCACAAUGCAUUAAGGCUCGUAUGACAAAUGAUGAGAUGAAUUUAUCAAAAAUUCAUUUUUACCAGAAAACCAGAUUUCCUGGAGUAAUAGGACGCAUCGAUGGAACUCAUGUUCGAAUCAUAGCACCAAAAAAUGGUGGUCUUGAUGGUGGUCCAAUGCUAUUCAGUUGAACAGCUAUAUUUUCCCAUUCUUCGUCUUGGGUUCUUUUUGUGGAACCGAAUUGUCCCUUGCCUCUGGCCAGCUCAGGUUUCUGCUGCAGAACCUCAAUCAACCUCUCGA
Molecule: messenger RNA, 663 nt
Organism: Eupeodes corollae
Lineage: Eukaryota; Metazoa; Arthropoda; Insecta; Diptera; Syrphidae
Exons: 2
Coding region: 15-554 (179 amino acids)
Source: RefSeq, a predicted model, not a curated record